AAGUAACUGGCUAGAAUGAAGGUACUUUAUAAUACCCUACCUUUACCAGAUGACCGUCCAGUGACGGCACUUUGUGUUGUCGAAGAUCCGUCAAAAUGUCCUCUUGGCUACACAGUUGUAGCCAAAUCGCACGAUCAAGAUUUGGAUGCAGAUUUAUGGAAAGAUGGUUUUUUUGGUAAAAGGAUCACACGUUAUCUAUGCUUGUCAAAGACAGAAGGUCCUUCUGGAUUUGUUAUUGAUUCAUUGUGUGUAAUCAAUGACAAAGAUGCUCCCCCCAAUGGGUAUGUCUUGUUGUCGAAAACUUAUGGGGCUGAGCAAAGAGCUUGGAGGAAGCGGCAAUUAACCUACAGACUGAGCGAGAAAAAUUCAGUCUUUCUUGCCAUUACUGACAUCAUCAUACUAAGUAAAUCAAAGAAAGCUCCUGAAGGUUUUACCAUGGGUGGAGAAAUCAAUGGAUUGGUGCUGUGUUACAAAUCUGCUCCCCUACCUUCAAAUUCAAAUCCAAUGUUGAAUCGAGUUCUUCCAUCCCUACCAGCAGUCAACCUUAAACCCACAACAAAUUCAGGUUUCACUUCAUCUACACCAGUUGUUUCUCCUACACCCUACACAAAAAAUUCUUCCAAUGCCAAUCCCCAAAUCAAAUCUCCAGUAAGACCUGCUCCAUUACCUCCUCUCAACAAUGAUAAGCCCUCACCAGAUGACAACCCAGCCACAAAGAAUCAUCUUAUUGUCAUAUCAACGUCUACACUAUCAGGUUUCACAGGCCUGGAAGGAGUUCCUUUCCUUAAAUUCUACAUGGGGUGAAAAUCCCGCCCGUGUUCGACUUCCGUCUGGCAAUUUUCUCCCUGGCCGUCAUUUACAUGAUCACUUCGUUGGGCAUUCAAUGCCUGAUUGAUUACUGUACUCU
This is a messenger RNA of Daphnia pulex (common water flea), 907 nucleotides long. RefSeq names its product multivesicular body subunit 12B-like. Gene Ontology annotation, biological process: regulation of epidermal growth factor receptor signaling pathway; virus maturation; viral budding. Bases 16 to 804 code for a protein of 262 amino acids. Gene Ontology annotation, cellular component: late endosome; ESCRT I complex. The record is from RefSeq and is a predicted model, not a curated record. Lineage: Eukaryota; Metazoa; Arthropoda; Branchiopoda; Diplostraca; Daphniidae. The transcript has 3 exons.